Messenger RNA from Acanthosepion pharaonis, 795 nucleotides. The record is from the annotation of a GenBank genome assembly. NCBI's taxonomy places the organism in Eukaryota, Metazoa, Mollusca, Cephalopoda, Sepiida, Sepiidae.
AUGAUCAAUUCGUGUAAUUUAAUAUGUUAUAGUUAUAUCUUUAUUGCUGGUUAUAUUUUUUAUCUAUCUAUCUAUCUAUCUAUCUAUCUAUCUAUCUAUCUAUCUAUCUCAAAUUAUAUUUUAAAAUUAAUUUUUAAUUUUGACUUUAAUUUUCUAUAUUAUCUCUGCCCCACUUCUCUCGUCCCCCUCUCUCUCUCUCUCUCUCUCUUUUCCCUCUCUCUUUCCUUUUCACUUUCUCUUUCUUUCCCUUUCUCUCUUUACCUCUCUCUUUCCCUUUCUCUUGCUCUCUUUACCUCUUUCUUUCCUCCUCUUCCUCUUUCGCUCACGCUUUCCCUCUCUCUCUCUCCCUCUUUCGCUAACUCUUUCCCUCUCUCUCUCCCUCUUUCGCUCACUCUUUUCCACUCUCACUCUCUAUCCUUCUCUCUUCCUAUCUUUCACUCUUUCUUUCCAUCUCCCUUUCUCUCUUUCUUUCUCUUUCUCUCUUUAACACUCUGUCUUUCUAUGUGUCUUUCCCUCACCCUCUUCCCCUCACUCCCUUCCCCUCUCCCUCUCUCUCUAUUUCCUUCUACCUUCCUAUCUUUCCCUCUCUCUUUCCAUCUCUUUCUCUCUUUGACACUCUUUCUCUGUGCCCUUCCCUCACUCUCUUUCUAUUUCUCUUUCGCUCAUUCUUUCCCUCUCUCACUCUCAUUUUCUCACUCUUUCCCUCUCUCUCUCUCUUUCACUCACUCUUUCCUUCUCUCUCUCCUUCUCUCUUCCUAUCUUUCCCUCUCUCUUUCCAUCUCUUUCUCUCUUUGA